Messenger RNA from Heterobasidion irregulare TC 32-1, 4200 nucleotides. RefSeq lists its product as uncharacterized. Lineage: Eukaryota; Fungi; Basidiomycota; Agaricomycetes; Russulales; Bondarzewiaceae. The record is from RefSeq and is a predicted model, not a curated record. The transcript is spliced from 21 exons. The coding region runs from base 1 to 4200 and encodes 1399 amino acids.
AUGGGUGCAGCUACGUGUGGUACCCUACCAAAGAGAGAGAGAGUGUUCAGCCCUCGAUACAUUAUCUCAAUGGCUCCCCAUCUCUGCCAGGGAUGCAGGCACGAUGACUUCAAAUCCGAAAAGGGCCUCAAAUGGCAUAUCAGGUCUUGCAUGGCCUAUUUGGAAUAUGUCGAGGGUAUCAUCACCCAAAAACGCACAUGGGAUGAGGAAACCACUGCUGAUCAAGUCACAAAGUGCGCAUGUGUUGAAGAUGGCAGAGACAAGGGAGAAGGGAGCUCACAACAGGUGGUGUGGGAUCUCGAUAGAAUCAGAGAAUCCACAUUUCAGAUCUACCCCAGCCUCUCUCUCAAGCCCCAGAUUCAUCAACUCGCUCAGGCCAUUCUGGACGUGCUCGUUGCAGAUGCAACAUUGAUUCUGCCGCCACCGCCUUCUGCAGAACAAUUGCACCCCUCCACUUUGACUCCAGAGCCCCCGAAGCCUAUCGUCACGAAGCCAAAUGGUUUUGGACUCUUCCGUCGCUACCCGACACAGCCAACAAUUGAUCCAGAAUCUGCAUUUUCACUUGACAGUACUAAUCAAAUGGCCACUUCGCGUGGCCCCGAGACAAACUCUGGGAUCAAUGGUUCGAAAGACUGUUUUUUUCCAUUCUCAAACUACAGCUCAGCCAAAAUUGCUGGCUGGCACUACUCUGGGUCUUCUGAUAAUCUAUUGGCAUUUCGCGAUCCUCGAUUUGAUGUGAAGGAGCUUGUGAAAUUCAACCUCAACCAAGAAAAUGAGCGCCUUGACCAUUAUCUUAAUGACAUUGACAAUCCGUUCUCAGGCGAGGAUGGAUGGCUCAAGGCGUCUUUUGAGGUGAAAGACAUCUAUCACCGCUGUCUCAUCGACAUCAUCAAAGGAACCCUGUCAGAUCCGGUCGCGCAAACAUUCCACAUGACCCCCUUUGAACAAUUCUGGGUCACAGACGAUGGCAAACGUGAGCGGGUGUAUUCUGAGAUCUACUCCUCGGAUGUGAUGCUUGAGGCCCACAAGGAGGUCUGCGCGCUGCCACAUGAACCCAGUGACGAUCUCGAAUGUGUUGUCGUCCCAUUGAUGGCCUGGUCCGAUUCAACACAUCUUGCAAGCUUUGGGGAUGCAUCGCUCUGGCCGAUCUACGUCUCGUUCGGAAACCAAUCAAAGUAUGUUCGUGGAAAGCCAACAUCUCACGCAUGCCAUCAUCUGGCCUACAUUCCUUCGCUUCCCAGCCAGAUUCAGGAAUAUUACAGAAAGGUCUACGGAGAAACAGCAUCUUCAAAGGUUAUCACUCACUGCAAGCGCGAACUCAUGCAAAAAAUCUGGGAGCACUUACUAGAUGAAGAAUUCAUGAAGGCGCACAAGCACAGAAUCAAGAUUCUAUGCAGCGACAAUGUUUGGCACCUUUUUUUCCCGCGAUUCCUGACAUACUCUGCAGACUAUCCAGAGAAAGUCCUCCUCACCACAAUUAAGUACCUUGGAACCUGUCCAUGUCCUCAGUGCCUUGUCGAGAAGAGCGAGAUCUCACAAAUGGGCUCCAAGUUGGAUAUGCGGCGGCAAACUGCACGUAAAAUCAUCUUUCAGAAUGGAGUUCCUGUCGACAGUAAGAGAGUCGACAAGGUCCUGGGCAAUCACUCUCUUACUCCGACACAGAAUAUAUUUUCGCACCGAUUCCAUCAAUCUGGAUCAAAUUUCUUCUGGAUGUUUGUCGUUGAUCUCUUGCAUGAAUUUGAACUCGGCGUUUGGAAAGCCACAUUUACUCACCUGAUCCGUAUCUUGUACACUGAGGGUGGUGACCAGGUUCAGCACUUGGAUGAGCGAUACCGAUGGGUUCCAACAUUCGGUGUAGACGCCAUCCGAAGAUUUCAUAACAAUGCAUCUGCCAUGAAGAAACCAGCUGCACGAGACUUCGAAGAUCUUAUUCAGUGUGCCAUUCCUUGUUUUGACAGCCUGCUACCUGCACCCCACCAUGCCAUUGUUAUGGACCUGCUUUUUGCUCUUGCAACAUGGCAUGCUUAUGCUAAGCUGCGGCUCCACACUGACUCAACAUUGAUAUCUCUUGAGUUGGCAACAACAGCACUCGGCCAACACAUGCGCAAAUUCAAAGCUACUACCUGCGCAUCCUAUAAGACAAUGGAGCUUCCAGGAGAAGAAACUCGCCGUGUACGAUGGCAAGUUGCCAAGGCCACAAACCAACAAAAGAAAACAACGGCACUCAGUGCAAAGAAGAAAAAACUCACACAGCCAGGAAAACGACGGAAGGACUUCAAUAUUUCCACAUACAAGAAUCACGCGCUUGGGCAUUACGCCAAGACAAUCCGGCUCUUUGCAUCUUGGCUGACUUGUUACGAGCAGGGAGAACUUCAGCACCGCCACUCAAAGCGCCGCUUCAAAAGGACAAACAAAAACCAGUUCACGAAGCAGCUCGCACAACAUGAGAGCCGAGAACGUGUUGUGCGCAAAGUAAAUGAAUGCAUGAUGGCCUCCAGUCAACCCCUCCCGGCCCCUGCUGGUAAGAAGUUGACUGCUCGUGGUGAUGCCCUCCUGUGCACACGGCCAGAAAUACACCAUCAUAUUGCUGAGUCUGUCAAAGAGUAUGACUACAUCACCCCUUGGCUUACCGGGAACCUAGGGGACCCUGCACUCAAGGCAAAAUUUGGGACGGUGACGAGCACAGCUUCACAGAUGCAGAGCGGAGACAAAUUCUAUUCGAUAAUGACCGCCUUUACUGACACAGCACUUCAUGCCGAUAUCAUGCUACUGUCGCAUGAAGAUGACAGUGAUGCAACCCCUCCGCACCCCUACUGGUAUGCCCGUGUCAUUGGCAUCUACCAUGUCUUCGUCACGCACCCGACCCUGUCGCCUGAACCUAGACGGCUUGAUUUCCUUUGGGUCCGCUGGUUCGGCCGCGAUAUGGGCUUGCCAAUGACAACUUUAGAAAUCGAUGGCGUACUGAGAAGCAGCGAGGAGUGUGAGAUUAUAGUGCCCGAACGGUUUCAGGACUACUACACAACACCAACCAAAUGUUCGGUCGGUCGUGUCGGCGAUUCGGUCGGUAACGAGAAGAUGUUGAAUGGGCGCCAAGCCUUAGCAAUCAGAGAAGAUAAGAAGGUAGGGUGGCCAAGCAAUGGUGCAAGAUCGCGUUUGACCGACCAUGCGGAAGUCAGGAAGAUAAGCGAUAAGGACCGACUGACUCACGGAGGACAUCAGCCGAUACGGAAUACUGGCUCCGAUCUCGUAAACACCUAUCGUAACACUCCUGUGCAGUCAUGGGACCGACCGUGUUUGGUAAAAGUUGGCGUCUUCGGUGCUUGUCUAGCGCUGUUCGGUAUCUCCCCAAAGCUUCCCGAAUACCUCCCUCAGACCCUAGCGCGGGUGCAUGCUCAUCACCGCGGUGUUCAUAUGAUCCCGGGAUUUGCUUACGGUCACACGUCCAAACUUUUAGCGCAUUCAAUUGCUAGAAAACAUGAAGAAAACAAACCUGACAGGAAUGAUGACGAAGAAGACCCUGAAUGGAUGUAUCAAAAUGAGUAUGACGAGCGCUGCGAAGAGACCGACUACCUUUUUUAUUAUGUCGGAAUGUUUGCCGACUGUGAUAUGUUUAUGAGGUUCCGCGGUGGCGGAAUAGGCCAUAGAGGUACACGCAGUGUUGACAAGUACCUCCAACAGGAUACGUACACCCUUAACCCCGAGGAUCUCACCGAAGAGCACAAGGCACCUUUGAAUGGCCCGAGCAACACGAACGCCGCCACGGUCAGCACUGCCGAAGCCAACGUAGCGUCAAACGACACGCACAUGAGCACUGCCAAUGCCACAGCGACAUUAUACGUGGACAUGCUGUCAACAGAGGGUGAUGCUGACGGUGUUGCCAACAAAGGAGGGGGGGUUUUAGACAGCGAGGACUCGGGUAUGCCAGAGGAUCCUGAGAACAUAUCAAAAGGUAAGAGCCGUGAAACAGCGGGGGAAAGCGACACCCACGAUGAUGACAAGGACGAGGACGAGGAAGAGGACAAGGGCAAACAUGAAGGCGAGUCCGAGUCCAGGUCUGAAGAUGAGUCCGAGUCUGAGUCCGAGUCCGAUGAUGGGAGCGGCUCAGAGGAUGCUGCAGACAAGGGAUCAGAGAGCGGGGACACUGACGACGAGGCCGAUGACAAGGCCAUUCGAGACCAUGAAGGCUACGGCCCACUGUAG